AUGGGCAAUUACCUCCUGCGGGAGCAACGGCAAGAAGUGACUACAUCUGAAAGAGAAAUUCAAGGGCAACACAAAAGAAGGCAAGAAAUUCCAUCUACUUCUAAUCAGGAGCGUGAGAAUGGCAGUGGAUCUGAUGAAGUGUGCUACAGCAUCAUUAAUCACGCCCGCCACCGGAGGUCCUCACUGAACUCCAAUGAUGAUGGCUAUGAGAACGUAGACGCCACAAGGAGAGUGAGGGUGUUGAGAGAGGGGUCAGAAACCGACUACGCCCUGCUGAGGACUUCUGUUGCUGGGCCCUCUUCCUACACCACUGAGCAUGAUUACGAAACUGUGCUGCCACACUAG
Molecule: messenger RNA, 345 nt
Organism: Lepus europaeus (European hare)
Lineage: Eukaryota; Metazoa; Chordata; Mammalia; Lagomorpha; Leporidae
Gene: GCSAML
Product: germinal center associated signaling and motility like
Exons: 4
Coding region: 1-345 (114 amino acids)
Biological process (GO): regulation of B cell receptor signaling pathway; regulation of lymphocyte migration
Source: RefSeq, a predicted model, not a curated record